AUGCCCCAGAAUGCGCAACGACCCUCACAAUAUUGUCUCCUCCAGUCCAGCGCCUUCCACACAUCCCCAUCUCGACUAGCACAGUCACCGACAGCCGACGCGCUGAUGGAAGACCUCAACGAACUCUACGCGACGGCAAAAGACGAGUUUGAAAUUGCGGCCGAGGAGACGGAGAAGAAGACCGUGUAUGCGGAAGACGACCGGGAAGCCGCACAGGAUGCCCUGAAAAUGCUGCAGGAUGGCUUUCAGAAGGCCAUCAAGGAGAGCUCGCCGGACGUGGCCAAGGAGGUCCAGUCACGCGUUGGUCCGAGGAUAAGAGAGCUCGAGAACGCUAUCAAAGCAAUGGAGGAAAUGGCCAUGGAGGACUGA
Exophiala bonariae is the source of this 369-nucleotide messenger RNA. RefSeq lists its product as uncharacterized. The record is from RefSeq and is a predicted model, not a curated record. NCBI's taxonomy places the organism in Eukaryota, Fungi, Ascomycota, Eurotiomycetes, Chaetothyriales, Herpotrichiellaceae. The coding region runs from base 1 to 369 and encodes 122 amino acids. The transcript has a single exon.